AUGGCUUCUACUUCUACUUCCAGUAGCAGCCUAGCAGCAAAGGAGCCCUUCGUGAGCUCCGAAUCCGAAGAGACUCCCGCCGAGAACACCCAAACCACAGUCCCAGAAGGAUCCCUCCUCGCCUGCUCGCAAGUCCUAGUCAGUCAUCUCAUUGUGGUAAAUGGCUUCGGCUACUUUUCUUCCUUUGGCAUCUUCCAGUCCCAUUGGAUCGAUACACUCAACCGCUCUAAUUCAGACAUCUCAUGGGUUGGAUCACUCUCUCUCUUCUUACUGUUCUUCCUGGGUACCCUUUCGGGUCCGAUUAUGGAUCGGGGAUACUUGCGUCACCUGCUGGUAGCUGGCUGCGGGUUUCAGAUUCUAGGGGUGUUUACCACCUCGGCGGUUUCGCAGUACUGGCAGCUUCUGCUUUCGCAGGGUAUUGUACAGGGAAUUGGUAAUGGUCUCCUCUUCACGCCGUGUAUUGCACUUGUGUCAACGUACUUUACGAAGCGGCGCGCUUUCGCACUCAGUCUCGCUGCUUGCGGGGCACCGGUUGGAGGUGUCGUAUUCCCUAUUGUGAGUUUAUGCACCUGA
Aspergillus chevalieri is the source of this 573-nucleotide messenger RNA. RefSeq lists its product as uncharacterized. Gene Ontology annotation, cellular component: fungal-type vacuole membrane. NCBI's taxonomy places the organism in Eukaryota, Fungi, Ascomycota, Eurotiomycetes, Eurotiales, Aspergillaceae. The record is from RefSeq and is a predicted model, not a curated record. The coding region runs from base 1 to 573 and encodes 190 amino acids. Gene Ontology annotation, molecular function: transmembrane transporter activity. The transcript has a single exon. Gene Ontology annotation, biological process: transmembrane transport.